AUGUCUACGGAUAACAUUGAAAAACUGUAUCAAAACUACGGAAUACUCGCCGACGCCAAAGAUGAUAUCUCCAAGCACGAAAAAGAAUAUUUGGAAAUAUUAGCUGCUGUUAAAGGAUCAGACAAAGAGAAGCGACUAGCGUCACAGUUCAUCGCAAAGUUUUUUAACAGUUUCCCUAACUUGGCUGAUCAAGCUAUUGAAGCUCAAUUUGAUCUUUGUGAAGAUGAUGACGUAGCGAUUCGUAAACAAGCAAUAAAAGAACUACCCGUAAUGUGUAAAAGCAAUAAAGAGCAUACACAGAGAAUUGCUGAUAUAUUGGCACAGCUAAUGCAAUCUGAAGAUUCCACUGAAAUUAACGUUGUGACUAAUUCUUUGCUUGCUAUUAUAAAAAUUGAACCUCGCGCAGCUCUAGCAGGUCUUUUUUCACAAAUCCAUCAAAGUACAGACAGCGAGGUGCCAAAUGAAAUUGUUAGAGAAAGAUGUAUUAAGUUUAUGGCUACUAAAGUUAAACAGCUUGGUAGGGAAGUUAUUAACAAGGAGGCUGAAGAUUUGAUUAUUGUUGAAGGCAAGAAAAUACUGGAGGAUGUUGUUGCCGAAGAGUUUGAGCACAUUAUGGAUUUAUUAACUUGGUCACGGCUUGGCAAAACACCAGCCGGUAAGAAAGAAUUGACACAAAUAAUAGCUGCACUAGCUUUUUCUUCUGAUGACUGGCAUCCCGAAGACCCAGAAUAUGUGGAUAGACUAAUACAGUGCUCUCAACAUGCGUUGCCUUUAUUUACGGCACAGGUUGACUCAACACAAUUUGUAAAUAUCUUUUGUGAUCAUGUUCUACUGAAAUGGAAUGACAUUGCAACAACGGGUGGAGGGACAGAUCUGAAACUGGAUAUCCUAAAAACCUUUGCUGAGCUCACUGAACACUGUGGUGAAAUAGAAGAAAUUGAGAAGAAAAUCAAUAUUGUGUAUGAUGUUUUAAUGACAUAUCUACCUGAAGCGCCAUUACCUAAUGAAGAAGAAAAUGUGGAAAAAGAAAAAUCUGAUGAGGACAAAUCCACGGCGCCAUCCUUACAGUUUUCACAUGUUGAAUGUGCAUUGUAUGCACUACACUCACUAUGCAAGAAAUCACCAGAUGCUUUUGGUGCCGAUGCAACAAGAUUGAAGGCUUUACGCUUGAGAUUACAAUAUACAGCACGGCUAACACAAGGCUACAUUAAAAAGUUAAAGGAAGUUACUCAGGGUAAAAAGGGUGAAGAAGCUAAUACUGAUGAAAACAAGCUCAAAAUAGCAGCACUAAAAACGACUUCCAAUAUCAACACUUUGAUUCGUGAUAUAUUCCGCACUCCUCCAAGUUUCAAGAGCAAAAUACAGCUAUCAUUCCAAACUGUUAAGAAGGAGGAAAAGGAGGAAAAAGUAAAUGCCCCCUCAGAGGACAAAGAAAGUGCACAUAAGCGACACCGACCAAUAACUUUUGACAACGGCGAGAAAAAAGAAUCCCCUGAAAAGCGUUCGAAAAGUGGUGACAGAAAUAUGAAGAUGUAUACUCCUCCAUCUGGAAAAUACAGCUCAAGAUUAAACUCCGGUCGCUUUAUGAGUGGAAACUCUGGGAGGGGCAGGGGAAGUUACGGACGACGUGACUUUCGCAAUAAUGGCUCUUCUUACAGAAGACGUAGUAAUUACUAA
Leptosia nina is the source of this 1677-nucleotide messenger RNA. NCBI's taxonomy places the organism in Eukaryota, Metazoa, Arthropoda, Insecta, Lepidoptera, Pieridae. The record is from the annotation of a GenBank genome assembly.